Molecule: messenger RNA, 1030 nt
Organism: Musa acuminata AAA Group (dessert banana)
Lineage: Eukaryota; Viridiplantae; Streptophyta; Magnoliopsida; Zingiberales; Musaceae
Product: protein LSD1-like
Exons: 6
Coding region: 323-748 (141 amino acids)
Source: RefSeq, a predicted model, not a curated record
GGAGAAAACGCCCAUGGUAUCGGUCACCACACAACGCCGGGGAGGGAGGGGGAAAGAGUCAAGAACAGAGCAAGGACGCAAAGGAGCAGGCAAUGUGAUCUUGAAGUCCCACCAUCCCUCACUCGACUGUGUAUAAAGGAGAUCAUAAAUUUCGUGUGAGAUCAACCGAAGAGCAGUAAUAUGCAUCGCAACCUCGAUUAGGCUUCACUUCCGGUUCUUGUUUUGGCACAGCCAGCGAUGGGAGAUUGGAGAAUCCGGUUGUCUCUGUGAGGUUGAAGGCUUACACGGCUUUGAGAAGAACAAUACUGGCACGGUCGAGCAAAUGCCGGUCCCUCUUGCUCCGUAUCCCACACCUCCACCUCCAUUAGCACCACCAAAUGGUGGGCAGAGCCAACUUGUUUGUUCUGGCUGUAGAAAUCUCCUUCUCUAUCCACAAGGGGCGAAAUCAGUAUGCUGUGCUGUUUGCAGAGCAGUGACCACUGUACCUCCUCCUGGAACAGAAAUGGCACAGUUGAUCUGUGGAGGAUGCCACACGCUACUGAUGUAUAUACGAGGAGCAAGCAGCGUUCAGUGUUCUUGCUGUCACACGGUAAAUCUGGCUCUGGAAGCAAAUCAGGUAGCACAUGUGAAUUGUGGGAACUGCCAAAUGCUGCUGAUGUAUCAAUAUGGAGCAAGAUCAGUGAAAUGUGCAGUCUGCAACUUUGUCACUUCCAUUGGGGCUUCUCCAAGCACUGAGCAAAAAGCCUAGCAUUUGAGUACCUUGAAUCACAGAGCUUCUUCCAUCUCUUAUGCAAAGCUGUCUUGUGACACCAAAUGUAUAGAGCUUCUUCUCUAGGCUAAUCCUUCCUUUUGGCAUGUCUAAGGUGUGAAGGUCAUCAUGGAGAGCAUGUCCUCAACUGAGCUUGGAUGGCUAAUAUUUUCUUCUUCUGUCUUGUGUCAACUGUACUUUAUGAUGACAUGAUUUGCAUCUCUGUGUCAAAAUGUUGCAGAUGAUUAUUCAAAGGUUAUUAUUGCAUACCUUAAAGUUGUA